UGACAAUAUCAACACAAUGAAUCAUAAAUUCGCUUGUGUUAAUGAUUGAACGAAGUUAAGACAAAACUGACACAGCGAUGAGCUUGAUCACAGAUCACAGAUUAGAUACAGAUAGACUCACAGCCCUGUAUAGAAAAGCAACGGGCAAAGGUUCUUUUAGGGAUCUAUCUCCAGAAACUUUCACAGUGUUGGAUUCCUCGGACAGAGGUGUGAGAAUGGUGACUUUGAGGAAACAGUAUGCGGUGGUCAGACCUGUGUACUCUGAGGACAGCUUUGCUGAAGAUCAUGAGAAGAUCUGCAGGCGGCACAAAACCAUCCCGGGCCAUUUAAAAGACUAUCUGACCUGUGAUUCAAAACGUGCCAAGAAUGCAGUACUCUCUCUUCUGCCCAUUAUUGGCUGGAUGAGGAUCUACAGAGUUAGAGAGUGGCUGCUGGGUGAUGUGGUGUCUGGGAUCAGCACUGGACUGGUGGCCAUUAUGCAAGGACUGGCCUUCUCUCUGCUGGCCUCGCUGCCUCCGAGCUAUGGUCUCUACACAGCUUUCUUCCCCAUGCUAAUUUACUUCUUCCUCGGUACUUCAAGACACUUAUCUGUAGGCUCCUUUCCAGUCCUGAGCCUGAUGGUUGGAGCUGUGGUCAUUCGCCUGGUCCCAGAGGACGGACCACCGGCCAACAUCACCGGCUUUGAGGGCCUGUCGCAGGACCAGCAGAGAGUCCUGGUGGCCUCCUCUUUUACCUUCCUUAUGGGGAUUUUCCAGCUUGCCAUGGGUGUUCUUCAGGUGGGCUUCAUUGUUGUGUACCUGUCUGACACUCUGGUGUCCGGCUUCACCACAGCAGCUGCUGUCCACAUCCUGGUUUCCCAGCUCAAGUUUGUGUUAGGGUUGAACGUUCCAGGCAUCAAUGGUCCACUCUCUAUCAUAUAUACCCUGGAGAAGAUCUUUGUCCAGAUCACCUCCACCAACAACUGUGACCUGGUGAUGUCCAUGGUUAUCAUAGCAGUGGUGUUCAUCGUGAAGGAGCUGAAUGACACAUACAAAGCCAAGCUGCCUGUCCCCAUCCCCAUAGAGGUUAUUGUGACUAUCAUAGCCUGUGGGCUGUCCUAUGGCUUCAACUUCGAGAAGACAUUUGAUGUUGACAUUGUUGGCAAAAUGGUUAGUGGGUAUGAAUCUCCCAUUGCACCCAACGUGGACAUCUUUAAGGAGAGUGCUGUGGAGGCCUUUCCUGCAGCCAUAGUGGGGUUUGCUGUUGCCUUCUCUGUGGCCAAAGUCUACUCUAUCAAACAUGAUUAUACCAUUGAUGGGAACCAGGAGCUCAUUGCAUUCGGGGUUAGCAACAUAUUUGGGGCAAGCUUCAGGUCGUUUGCAGCCAGCACAGCACUCUCCAGGACGGCUGUGCAGGAGAGCUCAGGAGGCAAAACACAGAUUGCAGGGCUGAUCUCAGCCAUGAUGGCAAUGAUUGUCACUUUGGCACUUGGUUUCCUGCUGGAGCCGCUUCCCAGGUCUGUCCUGGGUGCCUUGGUCAUUGUCAAUCUGAAGGGUAUGCUGAUGCAGUUCAAAGAAAUCCCGUACUUGUGGGGGAAGGACAAAACAGAAUGUGUGGUGUGGGUGGGAACAUGUCUGGGUGCCAUCCUGCUGGGACUGGAUCUUGGUCUGGUGAUGGGCUUGGGUGUGGAGCUGCUCACGGUUGUCUUCAGGACUCAAUUCCCUCGCUGUUCUGUAUUGGCUAACAUCCCAGGAACUGACUUCUACAGAGAUCAGAAAGAUUACCUGCAUUUAUUCAAACCUAAGGGAGUAACAAUCUUCAGGAUACCCUCGCCCAUCUUCUUCGCCAAUAUUGAGUUCUUCAGGGACAAGCUUAUAGAAGCUGUUGGAUUUAACCCUGUAAGGGUUUUGAGGAAGAGGAACAAGGCUCUCAGGAAAAUCAAGAAACUGUUGCAGAAGGAGGAUAAUGAUAUUACAGAGAAAGGCUGGAACUCUGAGCUUCCCGCUCAAAUCAAUGUUCCCAGAGUGGACCUCCACAGCCUGAUCCUGGACUUCUCUGCUGUCUCCUUCCUGGACAUCUGUGCUAUGAAGGGACUGAAAACGGCAUUCAAAGAGUUCAUCCAUGUUGGGGUGGAGGUUUACAUUGUUUCUUGUGAUGCAUACGUCUUGGAGAAACUGCACCGCUGGAUGUUCUUCGAUGAAGAGAUUCUAACCUCCAUGUUCUUCCCGACCCUUCAUGACGCAAUGCUGCAUGUGCUUGAAAAACAUAAGGACGAAACUAAAGACCGGGUGGUAAUAGAUACCAAACUCUAGAAGAGCACCUGUCUCCAGGAACAUCCUUUCAAAAAGACCCUGAAGCCACAGAACUAGAGAGUUGCUGUUAAAUUUACUGCUAUGAUAAAAUGCUGUUUGUCUAUUCAAGAUCAUGAUGUGAUUUUUAUGUAUGAUCCAGUCUUUGCUGUCACAGGACUCUAGUGAAGUGUCCUUUUUCAGACGGUUUGUUUGAUAAAUGCAAUAUAUUUUCAAGAUUAAAUGGCGAUACAAAAAGCA
Micropterus salmoides (largemouth bass) is the source of this 2528-nucleotide messenger RNA. Its product is annotated as chloride anion exchanger-like. Gene Ontology annotation, cellular component: membrane. The transcript has 19 exons. NCBI's taxonomy places the organism in Eukaryota, Metazoa, Chordata, Actinopteri, Centrarchiformes, Centrarchidae. Gene Ontology annotation, biological process: transmembrane transport. Gene Ontology annotation, molecular function: secondary active sulfate transmembrane transporter activity; oxalate transmembrane transporter activity; bicarbonate transmembrane transporter activity. The record is from RefSeq and is a predicted model, not a curated record. The coding region runs from base 78 to 2291 and encodes 737 amino acids.